Gasterosteus aculeatus aculeatus (three-spined stickleback) is the source of this 2173-nucleotide messenger RNA. RefSeq names its product aurora kinase A (gene aurka). Gene Ontology annotation, biological process: protein phosphorylation. Lineage: Eukaryota; Metazoa; Chordata; Actinopteri; Perciformes; Gasterosteidae. The record is from RefSeq and is a predicted model, not a curated record. Gene Ontology annotation, molecular function: protein kinase activity; ATP binding.
UUUUGAAGCGAGGGACGUUUGAAACUGAAGUCCCUCGGUCAGUGUUUGGAGGAAGUGUGUAAGAUAGACGGCGUUGAAGUUAAGUCCGCAUAGAUUUACAAUCUGGUUUGACCCAUAUAAAUCUGCAUUUUACCUGCAAGACUGUUUAACAUCUAUCUUGCGGUAACGUUACCUUCCGUAUUUAUGUAGUCGCAAACGCCAGCUCUCGUUAACGGGCCGACGUACCUGCUAGCUAACGGUAACGUUAAAGCUCGAGAGCUAAUUUAGGGAUUAGAUUCUGGAUUACACAUCGGUCAGUUUCUCCCGGUCAUUGUGCAACAAGACGUUUUGAAUAUGGACUCAUCUGGCAGGCUGAGACUGACCAAGGACAUGAAGCUUCAAAGACCUGAACUCACGUCCAACUGUGACGGGCCGAAGCGGAUCCCGGUGUCCCAUCAGUCGCAGGCUGCUGUGGUCACACCGACUCCUCACCAGCGGGUUCUAGGCGUGUCAAACGGGCCCCGGCGCAUUCAGCGGCCCGCGUCGCACCAAAAACCGGCGUCUCAGGUCUCUGCGGUGGUCAAGUCCACGCACCCCACUGAUCAGAACGUGAACCCCGCCGCUCAGGCCGGACACCGUGCGCCACAGCCCAAACGCGUUUCUCAACAGAUCCAACCAAAGACAAAUGUGAACCCGGAGCCGGCCAAGGCGCCGUCGGAACCGGCAAACCCAGACAAGCCACAGAGCCAACCGACCAAGAACGAUUCCGGCACCUCUGCGUCAAACAGGCGGUGGAGCCUGGAGAAUUUCGACAUUGGCCGUCCCUUAGGAAAGGGUAAAUUUGGAAAUGUCUACCUGGCCAGAGAGCAACAAAGUAAGUUCAUCUUGGCCCUGAAGGUGCUGUUCAAGAAGCAGCUGGAGAAGGCCGGGGUGGAGCACCAGCUGAGGAGAGAGGUGGAGAUCCAGUCUCACCUCAGGCACCCAAAUAUCCUGCGUCUCUACGGUUACUUCCAUGACUUGUCACGUGUCUAUCUCAUCCUGGAGUUUGCACCCAAGGGUGAGCUGUACAGUGAGCUGCAGCGCUGUGGAUGUUUUCCGGAGGCCAGAAGUGCCACAUACAUAAUGGAACUGGCCGACGCACUCAACUAUUGCCACUCCAAGAAGGUGAUCCACAGGGACAUAAAACCAGAGAACCUGUUACUGGGGGCCAACGGAGAGCUCAAGAUUGCAGACUUUGGCUGGUCCGUCCACACUCCCUCCUCCAGGAGAUCCACACUCUGCGGCACGCUGGACUAUUUGCCUCCAGAGAUGAUUGAGGGAAAAACUCACGAUGAGAAGGUGGAUCUGUGGAGUCUUGGCGUCCUUUGCUACGAGUUCCUGGUGGGAAAGCCACCCUUUGAAACGAAGAGUCACGAGGAGACCUACCGCAAGAUAUCAAGGGUGGAGUACACUUACCCCACACAAGCCAAUAUCAGUGCUGGAGCCAAAGACUUGGUUGCGAGGCUGCUGAAGCACAACCCGAUGCAAAGACUGCCCAUCCAGGGAGUCCUGGCUCACCCCUGGGUGGUUGAGAGCGCCACCAAGAAACCCACAACUCUAACCAGCGACGAGCUCAGCCAGUGAGGGCCCCCCCCUCCAUCAAACACCGGAGGUGUGCAGAACACACCAGCUGCACGAAGGUGGGGGGGAAAAGGACACAUCACAAUUUGCUUGUAUGAGUAUAUUGAUCUAUUUGUGUGCAGCCAUCUUGAGCCACUUUUUCCUUUUUCAAUUUGUUUGUUUGUCCCCCUUCUCUUUUAUUUCUUUUAUCCUUUCCUUAAAUGGGAUCCACUUGUCUGUAAAUAUUCCGCUGUAUUGUGUAAUUAUGAGAAUUGUAUUGAACUUUUCUAAAAUGCCAUAACUUGAAAUAAAAGAUGUAUCUUUUGUGGAAUGUGGCACGCUUGAAUUUAACUGUCUUAAAGUGAAACCAUGUUUAUUAAUCCGCAAUUCAAGGUGUUGUCUAGUUGUAGUAUUUUGCACAAUAUCGUCAUUCAUCACCCUUUUUAUUAAGCUCUCCUAUCGGCACGUGACCAGCAGAGGGCGCCAGUACACCACUAGAGUCCAAUUGGGGAACUGUAACCGAAUUAUUCUGCUGACCCUGUUAAUAAACAUGUUUCAUAUUUAAUGUCUGCUACAAUAAAAUGUUUUAUGUACA